Messenger RNA from Phytophthora sojae, 549 nucleotides. RefSeq lists its product as hypothetical. Gene Ontology annotation, molecular function: ubiquitin binding; cysteine-type deubiquitinase activity. The transcript is spliced from 2 exons. The annotation marks the transcript as partial. Gene Ontology annotation, cellular component: nucleus. Gene Ontology annotation, biological process: protein K48-linked deubiquitination. The record is from RefSeq and is a predicted model, not a curated record. Lineage: Eukaryota; Oomycota; Peronosporomycetes; Peronosporales; Peronosporaceae.
GUAGGCCCGCUGCUCACGGACCGCAUGUCGCCGCUGUGCCUCAAGGCCGAGUACGUGGGCAACGUCAACGCCAACUUCAUGCACGGCAUCGAGUCGCUGAACGCGCGCUACGAGGCGCUGCGGCGCGUGCGCGGGGACGGCAACUGCUUCUUCCGGGGCUUCAUCUUCGCGCUGUGCGAGCGGCUGCUGCCGUCCGAUUCCGGGGGCGAAGACGCCAACGCGGCGCUGCGCGGACGCAUCCAGCACAAGAUCCAGCAGAGCAAGAGCGAGCUCGUGGCCAUCGGCUACAGCGACGUGGCCAUCGACGCCUUCUGGGAGACGUUCGUGGACUACCUGGCCGCCAUGGAGACGCGCACGCACGCCGAGCUGGUGCAGGACUUCCAGACGGAGGGGGGCGAGUCCGAGUACCUCGUCUGGUACAUGCGCCUGCUCACGGCGGGCUACAUGAAGCAGCACGCAGAGACCUUCCAGCCCUUCAUCGACGGGCUCUACCCGGGCCAGACGGUCGCGCAGUUCUGCGCCGCCGAGGUGGAGCCGAUGGGGAAGGAG